Loxodonta africana (African savanna elephant) is the source of this 3785-nucleotide messenger RNA. It is a transcript of the gene NFKB2, whose product is annotated as nuclear factor kappa B subunit 2. The coding region runs from base 1153 to 3624 and encodes 823 amino acids. Gene Ontology annotation, biological process: regulation of DNA-templated transcription; signal transduction. The record is from RefSeq and is a predicted model, not a curated record. Gene Ontology annotation, molecular function: protein binding; RNA polymerase II cis-regulatory region sequence-specific DNA binding; DNA-binding transcription factor activity, RNA polymerase II-specific. NCBI's taxonomy places the organism in Eukaryota, Metazoa, Chordata, Mammalia, Proboscidea, Elephantidae. The transcript has 20 exons. Gene Ontology annotation, cellular component: cytoplasm.
GACUGGAGAGCUGAGGCCGACGGCUUCCCCCUGGGCUUCCCCGGCUUCAGAUGUGGUCAAGCGUUAGGCACAACAGAAGCCCGGGCAGGUCCGGGCGGGAGAGGGGACCCGGGCCGGCCCUUGGCCGGUGUUGGAGCUGUGGCUGGUGCUCGGCCAACCGGUCCGGCCUCGGGCUAAUCCCCGACCGGAGCCCAGUCUUGCGGACCGUCAAUACCACGCCAUUCUCCCAGCCCAACGUCAAUCUUCGCCCUCCAGAGGGCGCUCCUGAAUCGCUCCCGAUUGGACGCGAGAGUCCGGGUGUUAAACUUUCGGCCAAUGAAAAAGGGCAUGGUGCGUGACGUACAGAAACGUCAUGGGAAUUCCCCCCUCCGGGGGGCGGAAAAGGGGCUUUCCCGGCUGGAACCCCGGUGGCUGGAGCCCUGGUGGCUGGAGCGGUGUCACGACCCGUCCGCGGCGGGUCGGGCCGGGAGAGGAGCAGGAACCGGAGCCGCCGCCUCUCCCAGCUCCGGAUCUCGCCCUCCACCGGAUCUCGCCCGCCGCACUCGGACGGGCGGCUGGAGGAGAUCGGACCCUCCCCCAAACCUGGGACCCCCCUCUCCCGCCCACCCCUGGCCUGAUCCAGCUCUCCCGCCGUUCCCCUGCCCCCAAAGCGAGCACCUGAAACUCUAGGAAGCAGAACCCGGCUGAAGCCAUAGACAGAGCCGGGCCCAGCCCAGAGACAUGGACAGUUGCUACGACCCAGCUCUGGAUGGCAUCAUGGAAUAUGAUUUCAAAUUCAACCCUGCCAUUGUGGAGCCCAAGGAGCCGGCCCCAGAGACAGGUUAGCAGGCUCCCUAACCGCCCUAGUCGGAGAGGGAGUAGGGAGAGAGGACCAUGUGCCCUCUGCCUGGGGGAGGGGCUCAUGGAGCCUGGCUCAGAAGGUCCCUCUGUCCCCAGCUGAUGGCCCCUACCUGGUGAUCGUGGAGCAGCCUAAGCAGGUGAGUGACCCGAGGGUAUGGUGCGGGAUGGCUGCAGCCUUGCAAGAGAGUGAGUAGUUGUAGUUGUGUAGCCAUGUGAGAUCACUGCCCAGGGAGGCCACUGAAGAUUGGGAUGGUUGACCACUGCUGAUCACAGUGGUGUGAUCGUGGUUUAGGGCAGAUACUGCUGGUCACCAUGGUCAGUGCUGGUCAGGAGUGUGGCUGGCCAGAGUGGUCUCUCCUGAUCACACUGUUUCUCUGCCCCUGGACCUUCAGCGAGGCUUCCGAUUUCGCUAUGGCUGCGAAGGACCCUCCCACGGAGGACUGCCAGGUGCCUCCAGCGAGAAAGGCCGGAAGACCUAUCCUACAGUCAAGGUUUAAUAACUUGGGAGUAUUGCAUGUGACCAAGAAGAACAUGAUGGAGAUUAUGACACAGAAACUUCAGAGGCAACGACUCCGCUCCAGGCCCCAAGGCCUCACUGAUGCUGAGCGGAGGGAGCUAGAGCAGGAGGCCAAGGAACUGAAGAAGGUGAUGGAUUUGAGUAUCGUGCGGCUGCGCUUCUCUGCCUUCCUUCGAGCCAGCGAUGGCUCCUUUUCUUUGCCCCUGAAGCCAGUUAUCUCCCACCCCAUCCAUGACAGCAAGUCUCCUGGGGCCUCGAAUCUGAAGAUUUCGAGAAUGGACAAGACAGCUGGCUCUGUGCGGGGUGGAGACGAAGUUUAUCUUCUUUGUGACAAGGUGCAAAAAGAUGACAUUGAGGUUCGUUUCUACGAGGAUGACGAGAAUGGAUGGCAGGCCUUCGGGGACUUCUCUCCCACAGAUGUUCACAAACAGUAUGCCAUUGUGUUCCGGACACCCCCCUAUCACAAGAUGAAGAUUGAGCGUCCUGUCACCGUGUUCCUCCAACUGAAACGCAAGCGUGGGGGGGAUGUCUCUGACUCCAAACAGUUCACCUAUUACCCACUGGUAGAAGACAAGGAGGAGGUGCAGCGGAAGCGGAGGAAGGCCUUGCCCGCCUUCUCCCAGCCCUUCGGGGGUGGCUCCCACAUGGGUGGAGGCUCUGGAGGCUCUGCUGGAGGUUAUGGAGGAGCUGGAGGAGGAGGUGGCAGCCUCGGCUUUUUCCCUUCCUCCUUGGCCUACAGCCCCUACCAGUCCGGCGCGGCCCCAAUGGGCUGCUACCCGGGAGGCGGGGGCGGGGCCCAGAUGGCCGGCUCGGCGCCUGGCGUAGAUGCUGGGGAGGAAGCGGCAGAAUCGAGCGCGCCCCAGCGGGAGCCGCCGGGCCCAGAGAUGCUAGCUCAAGCCCGGGAGUACAACGCGCGCCUGUUCGGCCUGGCUCGGCGUAGCGCCCGUGCCUUGCUCGACUACGGCGUCACGGCGGACGCGCGCUCGCUGCUGGCGGGACAGCGCCACCUGCUGACUGCACAGGAUGAGAACGGAGACACGCCACUGCACCUGGCCAUCAUCCACGGGCAGAUGAAUGUCAUUGAGCAGAUAGCCCAUGUGAUCUACCACGCCCCACACCUCGGCGUCGUCAACCUCACCAACCACCUGCACCAGACUCCCUUGCACCUGGCAGUGAUCACUGGGCAGACAAGUGUGGUGAGCUUCCUGCUGCAGGUGGGCGCAGACCCUGCACUGCUGGAUCGGCAUGGAGACUCAGCCCUGCACCUGGCGCUGCGGGCUGGCACCCCUGACCUGCUGCGAGCACUGCUGCGGAGUGGGGGCCCUGCCAUGCCCCAGCUGCUGCACACGCCAGACUAUGAGGGGCUGUACCCGGUACACCUGGCAGUCCGUGCCCGCAGCCCCGAGUGCCUGGAUUUGCUGGUGGGCGACGGGGCUGAGGUGGAAGCUGCAGAGCGGCAGGGAGGGCGAACUGCCCUGCAUCUAGCCACAGAGAUGGAGGAGCUGGGGCUGGUCACCCAUCUGGUCACCAAGCUUGGUGCCAAUGUGAAUGCCCGCACCUUUGCGGGAAACACGCCCUUACACCUGGCAGCUGGCCUGGGAUCCCCGACUCUUACCCGCCUCCUGCUAAAGGCUGGUGCUGACAUCCAUGCAGAGAAUGAGGAGCCCCUGUGCCCACUGCCUUCACCCCCAACUUCUGGUAGUGACUCAGAUUCUGAGGGACCAGAGAGGGACACCCGAAGCAGCUUCCGGGGCCACACCCCUCUUGACCUCACUCGCAGCACCAAGGUGAAGACUUUGCUGCUAAAUGCUGCUCAGGACACCUUGGAGCCUCCCCUGACCCCACCCAGCCCGGCAGGGCCAGGGCUGUCACUUGGGGAUGCAGCCCUGCAGAACCUGGAGCAGCUGCUAGAUGGGCCAGGAGCCCAGGGAAGCUGGGCAGAGCUGGCAGAGCGGCUGGGGCUUCGUAGUCUGGUGGACACGUACCGAAAGACGGCCUCACCCAGCGGCAGCCUCCUGCGCAGUUACGAGCUGGCUGGUGGGGACUUGGCGGGUCUGCUAGACGCCCUGUCUGACAUGGGCCUAGAGGAGGGAGUGAGGCUGCUGAGGGGUCCUGAGCCCCGAGACAAGCUGCCCAGCACAGCAGAGGUGAAGGAGGACAGUGCUUACGGGAGCCAGUCGGUGGAACAGGAGGCAGAGAAGCUGGGCUCAGCCCCUGAGCCACCAGGAGGGCUUUGCCAUGGGCACCCCCAACCUCAGGUGCACUGACCUACUUACUGCCCACACACCAGCCCCUCCCUGGGCACCCUCUGUACAGUGUCCCCACCUGUUCCAAUUCUUAUUUAACACCCCACACCCACCCCUCAGUUGGGGCAAAUAAAGGAUUCUCAUAGGAAGGGGGGGCCUGGUACCCUCCCCAAUUUAUGGCA